AUGUCUCCAAGCAAUAGACACACCGCCCAGAUACAUGGCUUGGUUGGGAAGCCCUUACUGUACUUUACCAGUGUUUUCGUAUCAUUGGGUGUUUUCCUUUUUGGUUAUGAUCAGGGUGUUAUGUCGGGUAUAAUCACUGGUUGGUACUUCAAGGAUUACUUCAAUCAACCAUCGCGAGCUGCGAUCGGCACAGUGGUCGCCAUCCUUGAAGUUGGUGCAUUCAUUUCUUCCUUACUCAUCGGCCGGAUUGGCGACUUGAUAGGACGACGGAAGACCAUUCUAUACGGCUCUAUCGUGUUUUCUAUCGGUGGCGCUUUCCAGACUUUCGCAACUGGUCUACCCAUGAUGAUGCUCGGCCGUAUCGUUGCAGGCCUAGGCGUCGGAGCAUUGUCAACAAUAGUACCAGUUUAUCAAUCAGAGAUAUCCCCGCCUCACAACAGGGGCAAGCUAGCGUGUAUCGAGUUUACUGGCAAUAUCUGCGGAUACGCGGCCAGUGUGUGGGUGGAUUUUUUCUGCAGUUACAUCGACAGUGACUAUGCGUGGCGUUUGCCACUGCUAUGCCAAUGCAUUAUGGGUACCCUCCUUGGCCUAGGAAGUCUCAUCAUGUGUGAAUCGCCGAGAUGGUUGUUAGAUAAUGAUCACGAUGAAGAGGGCAUGGUGGUCAUUGCCAACCUAUAUGGGCAGGGUGAUUUGCACAAUGACAAGGCCCGACAGGAGUACCGAGAAAUCAAGAUGAACGUCCUUCUGCAACGGCAGGAAGGCGAAAGAUCCUAUACUGAUAUGUUUAAGCGUUAUCGCAAACGAGUCCUCAUCGCAAUGUCAGCUCAGGCAUUGGCACAGCUGAACGGUAUUAAUGUGAUAUCCUAUUAUGCCCCACUCGUUUUUGAGUCAGCGGGCUGGGCGGGUCGCGAUGCUAUUUUGAUGACCGGAAUCAAUGGGCUCUCGUACCUUGCCUCAACAGUUCCCCCAUGGUAUCUCGUGGACCGCUGGGGAAGGCGCCCGAUCUUGCUUUCCGGGGCGGUUGCAAUGCUUAUCUCUCUGUCUCUGAUAUCUUACUUCAUCUAUAUCGAUGUUGCAGCAACUCCGACUCUGACUGUUAUCUUUGUCAUGAUUUACAAUGCUUCGUUCGGCGCAUCCUGGGGCCCUAUCCCCUGGCUGUACCCCCCCGAGAUCUUGCCCCUGAGCAUCCGUGCCAAAGGGGCCAGUCUUAGCACAGCUACGAACUGGGCUUUCAACUGGCUCGUCGGAGAGGUGACUCCUGUCCUUCAGGCUGCGAUAAAAUGGCGUCUUUACCUUGUCCAUGCCUUCUUUUGUGCUUGUAGUUUUGUACUUGUAUACUUCCUCUAUCCCGAAACGAGCGGUGUACGUCUGGAAGACAUGGACGUCCUCUUUGGUGAUGCGACGACUGCUGUGCCAACACCGGCGACACAAGCUGAGCGUGGAUCGCUUAUGAGCGGCGGCUCGCCGGUGCCUUCCCUCGACAUCAGACGGCAGUAUGGUCAGUUUGGAACGGAAAGCGCCAUUCCUGGUUUAGAUAUUGAUCCACCUAACAUCAGCGCCCAUGAUAAUUCUAAACCUGCAGGGCUUAAUCCUUUGAAUGAAAGCAGCGGACGGCCUGAAGGUAUUGGCGGCUGGAUCUCAAAUAUGGUCAGUCGCCACAGAGCACCGGGACCGCAAGCGAAAAGUAAUCAGUAUAGACGUCUGGGGCAAGAAGAGGAUGAGAACGAUUAG
This is a messenger RNA of Aspergillus viridinutans, 1731 nucleotides long. RefSeq names its product putative MFS monosaccharide transporter. NCBI's taxonomy places the organism in Eukaryota, Fungi, Ascomycota, Eurotiomycetes, Eurotiales, Aspergillaceae. The coding region runs from base 1 to 1731 and encodes 576 amino acids. The record is from RefSeq and is a predicted model, not a curated record. Gene Ontology annotation, biological process: transmembrane transport; carbohydrate transport. The transcript has 7 exons. Gene Ontology annotation, cellular component: membrane. Gene Ontology annotation, molecular function: carbohydrate:proton symporter activity.